AUUUUUAAAAAUUUAUUAUGUUGCUCUGUAUAGAAGGCGGGAGUGGAUCAAUAUGCUAACAAUUACUGGGCCGGGGGCCCAUCGUCGGUUGAAGAGAUGGUAACGUGCGAUAACGAAAGUGCGUCUGUUGGCGGCUUCCACCUCGGCGCUCACGAUGACCACCGCCCGCGAGCGCCGAGCGUCUCCUCCCUGUCACUCUACAAGCAGAAGAUCGAUGCGCUGUUCGACGACACUCGCUCCAACAGCAGUAUUCCGCAGUAUACGACCACGUCGGAAACCGGACGGAAAGAUAGCAAGGCCAGUCUAACCCAAGACAGUAAAACAACUAUACUUGAAGAUGAAAACACAUACUGUCAAAAUAAAAUCAAGAAGAUCAAUAACACUGUUCAAGAUCGAAUAGAGAGAAUGUUUGCGGAUAUGGCGGGAGAGUCGAGACAGAAUGCUGAGAGUAUAGGUGUACACGUAUUUAGUGUGCAUUAUCUGGGUUCAACACCUUUACAGAAUAAAGUAACAAGCCUUUCAGGAUUGCAAGAUCCUCUGAGGGAUUUGUAUUUCGCCUUCAAAAGUAAUCACCGCCACAAGAACACCUUCACCGGUAAAUUAGAAAUCUCUAAAAGUGGUUUAAAAGUUAAGUAUAAAGGAGAAAAGGGAGAUUUAGAACAACUAAAUCCCUUUCCCACAAUAGCAGUUUGGUCAGCAGUAAAAUUUCUAGUUCAAUCAUCAGACAAUGAUAAAAACGAAUUAAGUUAUGCAUUUGUUCCGUUAAUCACUGAUCCCGAUAAUAUCGAUCGACACGCACUAUUCAAAUCAUUAGAUUCUUCUGAAAAGAAAUAUAUCCUCUCCCACAACGAAAAUUCGCAUUCACCUCUUUUCGCUGUUGUGAUGAGGAAAAUAGGCGUCGCAAAACAAUUGGAGUGUCAUGGGUUUGUAUGUCAGACGACUGAGGACGCUAUUGUAAUAGCGGCCACGCUAUACAAAUCGCUUAUGUCACAUAUGAGUCGGCAGGGUCACGCAAAUAACAAAAAAUUAAGAAAUAGGAACGGAGUGAGUUGUAUGAGUAUUACGAGCAGCUUACAAGGCAAUGAUAUCCCCAUCAGACCACCGCGCAAGAAACGUAGUACUUCCUCGUUGAGCGGUGAUAGUGAUAGAGCCGAUGGAUUUUCAGCCAGCGAAUCAUUUUGUGAGAAAUCAAAGUUAGAAAGAACUAAAAAUGUUAAUGACGAUAUACCUCAUUUUUCAAUACCAACCUUGCCGCCCUUUGGGUCUCAUCGAAUUACUGUCGAGGAAGUAAAAGCAAAACUAGAUUUAAUACGUCAAAAUGACACUAGUAGUGAAUCGCAAGGAUCUAAGCACUCUGUUCCAAAAGAUUCUCUCAACCUCACUUCAAUUCAAUCAUGUCAAAAUUUGCAAAGUAGUAGUGAAUCUUCAACAAGAAGUAAAAUAUCUGAAAAAAUUGAAUUAUUUCGAGAGUUAGAGAGACGAAAGAGCAUACAAAGACCACCGAAUUUGCCUCCCCCAGUACCUUCUAAGCCUCCGACACAAGCACAAACUGAUCUUCCUAAAGAGCCUUUGAGACGAAGUCAAAGCGGAAGAAAAUCGCUUAGUGAAUCUGGAGACAUUCUAACUAAAGUGGCCAUUCCUAGAUCUGGAAGUUUCUUAAACGCUGGAGGACUAACUCGUUACAAGUCUAUCGGACAAAGAAACAACGGAAAGAAAGGGGGAGGGUCACCUUUGGGCUUUAAUGAGCUGUUCAAUGAAUUUAAAGUACAGGAAAACUUGCAUUCUAUGGAUGAAAUAUUAAAUGCAAUAAUCGAUCCGGAAGGGAUGUCUUUUAAUGAUUUAAAACCGAUUUACAAAGAGUUUCUGUUAAAAUUAGCAGUAACACUGACGAAAGAUGAAAUAUUUCAGCACAGCAAAGCGAUAAUGAAAAAGCAAAAGAAAAAGAUUUUAAGAAGAAAUAGCACUUUUCAGAACAAGAGAAGAAAAAUUUUCAAAGGUGCCAAUGGACUAAGGAUGGUCUUUCGAUUUGGUAAAGACUUUCGUAAGAAAGAGAAGAAAAAGCUACAGAGCAACUUCGACAUAAAUACAUUGCAAAACGCUGUGACCGUCAAGGAGCAAAUUUCUGAAAGUUCAGUUUCUACCUCCAGCUAUGAUCUAAGACAAUUCCGACCAAAGGAACCAGACUUUCCCGCUCCUAAACGGCAAACGAUGAGACAAAGAAAUUCAAAACGCUCUGAUAAAUCUAUCCACGUUUCAAAGCGAAGCGGUAAAACUUCGAGGCCCGGGGAGAGAACAUCGACAUCGGAAGAUUCUGAUUUCUUGACGUUGAGCAAUCGUCUCGGAUGUCAAAACAGAAAUAGUUCGAGCGGAUAUGUCUCCUGCUCGGAAUGCGAGUCUGAGAGUUGUAUUGAUCGAUGCUAUUGUUCUCUAAAAGCCGAUUGCAAGCCCAGGUGUGACUGCUCUGCUAUUGAAAAUGGACAAGAUUCUGUGAAAGACAAGUUGUUAGGGAAAAGCUGUAAAGAAUGCUCGAAAGAUGUGUAUGACGGUGAUUACAGUUAUUGCUCCUGCGACUCAGAGAGCUGCGCCGACAGUAAUAAAUGCUAUUGUACCGGACCGAGAAGAACUCUCAUGCAAAGUUCCCAAAGUUUGGAGUACUUGAAAAGUCCUUCGAACAAAACAUAUGCUGAUAGAAUGAAGAGAGCUUACGAUGAUUAUGAAGGAAAACCAAGAACCAGGUCGGGCGCGUCGAAUCGUCGUCGCCGCGCGCGCAGCUCUGACAGCCUCGCGCUCGACUACGAGCUGCUCUUACAGAACAAGCCGCGGGACGCGCGCACCAGGAACAUGCAACGACUUACAGUACGAAGCACUGGUGCUGGUUCUCAUGACGCCUUGAGUGUGAAGAAGUCCGCAGAGAUGGCAGCUUUGUUUGCAGAUGUUCGUCUUUCCCAGCGUACAGAUGUACGCUCAUUGGCUGGAGGGCGAAGGGCUAGGCCUCCACCUUUGUCGCCUUCACCGCAUCCUGUGCCACCCCUCGCGAGAAUGUUUGACCACAGACCACUAAGCAGAAAUGCUAGUUUAGAGGAUACAUUGGGUUAUUUCCCAUAACAAAAUAUUGUUUGUUUUUCU
Molecule: messenger RNA, 3126 nt
Organism: Nymphalis io (European peacock)
Lineage: Eukaryota; Metazoa; Arthropoda; Insecta; Lepidoptera; Nymphalidae
Exons: 8
Coding region: 97-3105 (1002 amino acids)
Source: RefSeq, a predicted model, not a curated record